This is a messenger RNA of Rhincodon typus (whale shark), 1497 nucleotides long. RefSeq names its product exportin-1-like. The coding region runs from base 1 to 1497 and encodes 498 amino acids. Gene Ontology annotation, molecular function: nuclear export signal receptor activity. The record is from RefSeq and is a predicted model, not a curated record. Gene Ontology annotation, biological process: ribosomal large subunit export from nucleus; ribosomal small subunit export from nucleus; protein export from nucleus. Lineage: Eukaryota; Metazoa; Chordata; Chondrichthyes; Orectolobiformes; Rhincodontidae. Gene Ontology annotation, cellular component: cytoplasm; nucleus. The transcript is spliced from 8 exons.
AUGCUGGCCACGUGCCACUUUGAAGCGAGAGAGACAAUUUACUUAGGAGACGAAGUUUGGUGCCGGAACCAUGGAAAUGGCCCUGUGUGGGUACAAGGCGAGGUUGAUGUGAGGUCAGAUCCCGUCACUUACAAAGUUCGGGUAGGUGAUAAAGCCCUGAACAAACACGUGGAUUACCUGAAAGCUAUUAGCUCACAAAUGGGGCAGAAGCAAAUUAUACCUGGCCUCUCAAAACAGCCAGAAGGCCUGUUGGAAACUGUAGGUGCUCUCCCUCCAUCUAGUGUUGAGCAAACCUCAGAGUCCAAAAUGGAUGCAGCCCUGAUACCAUUACUACUGGAAGAAGAGGAGGAAAUUGUCCCAAGAUGCUCUGGAUGCCAACAGAAUGUUGACAUUCUCAAGGAUCCUGAAACUGUAAAACAGCUUGGCAGUAUUCUGAAAACUAAUGUUCGAGCCUGCAAAGCAGUUGGUCACCCAUUUGUCAUCCAACUUGGUCGAAUAUAUCUGGAUAUGUUAAACGUAUACAAGUGCCUCAGUGAAAAUAUUUCAGCAGCAAUCCAAACAAAUGGUGAUAUGGUUACAAAACAGCCCCUGAUCAGAAGUAUGCGAACAGUAAAAAGAGAAACCCUGAAGCUUAUUUCCGGUUGGGUGAGCAGAUCCAAUGAUCCACAGAUGGUUGGUGAAAAUUUUGUUCCUCCAUUGCUGGAUGCAGUGCUUAUUGAUUACCAGAGGAAUGUGCCAGCUGCUAGAGAACCAGAAGUACUUAGCACAAUGGCAACCAUUGUGAAUAAACUGGGUGGACAUAUCACUUCUGAAAUUCCUCAGAUAUUUGAUGCUGUCUUCGAAUGCACUUUAAAUAUGAUUAACAAGGACUUUGAGGAAUAUCCUGAACAUAGAACAAAUUUCUUCUUACUUUUACAAGCUGUAAAUUCACAUUGUUUUCCAGCAUUCCUAGCCAUACCUCCAGCACAAUUUAAGCUAGUUUUAGAUUCCAUAAUAUGGGCUUUUAAGCACACCAUGAGAAAUGUUGCUGAUACAGGUCUGCAGAUCCUUUAUACUCUGCUACAAAAUGUUGCCCAAGAAGAGGCAGCUGCACAAAGUUUCUAUCAGACGUACUUUUGUGAUAUUCUUCAGCAUAUAUUUUCUGUUGUCACAGAUACAUCUCAUACUGCUGGUUUGACAAUGCAUGCAUCAAUACUUGCAUACAUGUUUAACCUGGUAGAGGAAGGAAAAAUAUCAGUGCCUCUUAACCCGACAAAUCCUGUCACUAAUCAUGUAUUCAUUCAGGAUUAUGUGGCCAAUCUACUGAAAUCUGCUUUUCCACAUCUACAAGAAGCACAAGUGAAACUUUUUGUAACGGGGCUUUUCAGUUUAAAUCAGGAUAUUGCAGCUUUUAAAGAGCAUCUGAGAGAUUUUCUUGUGCAGAUCAAGGUAAAGAAGAUUGAGACUAUUCAAAAAAUUUUGAGUUUUGUGAAAUUGUGUACCAAGAUAGUUAUAUGA